AUGGAUCAUUUAGCACAUGAAGCUAAAAUUGAAGGUUUAAGACCUGGACAUGUUAUAUUGCUUCCAUCAGGUUUUCAAGGAAGCCCUAGAGCAAUGCAACAGAAUUAUCAAGAUGCAAUGGCAAUCGGACAUGAUUGUGCUAACAUUAAAUUACAACGACCAGUUCAAGAAGGUCCUACUGCCGCUGAAGGAACUUUGAAAUGGGAUGAAAUUAAAGCAAAUCUCGAUGCAAGAUAUGUAAGCGCACCUGAAGCUGCAUGGAGACUUUUUGAAUUUCCAUUACAUGACUAG
This is a messenger RNA of Rotaria sp. Silwood1, 291 nucleotides long. The record is from the annotation of a GenBank genome assembly. NCBI's taxonomy places the organism in Eukaryota, Metazoa, Rotifera, Eurotatoria, Philodinida, Philodinidae.